CUUCUCUCAAUCCUUCCGAUUACAAGCGCCAUUGUAGUUUGACAACAAACAAAAUGUCCUCGUUCAUGAUUGAAUACCAGAAGCUCCAAAUUCCACUUGAAUACAUACAACACGCCACCCACAACUUUGGUGACAGCCACUUCCUCGCCGAAGGUGGAUUUGGGAAGGUGUAUAGGGCAGAACUCAUCCAAUCCAACGGUUCAACCAUGGCUGCAGCUGUAAAGCGCUUGAAUCCUUCAAAUAAUCAAGGGGACGCUGAUUUUUGGAGAGAGAUCAUGUUGCUUUCCAAAUAUAAACAUGAAAAUAUCAUCUUACUCCUCGGCUUCUGCUAUCAAAGUAAGGAAAGGAUCCUUGUGUAUGAGUAUGCUCCAAAGAAUAGCCUCAACAAUCAUCUACACGACCCCAACUUCACAUGGAGUCAACGUCUCAAGAUAUGUCUUGGGGCUGCACGUGGCUUGGAGUACCUUCACAAUCCCAGGGGAGGUCAACAAAGAGUUCUACAUCGUGAUAUCAAAAGUGCUAACAUCUUGUUGGACGAAAAUUGGAAUGCAAAAAUUGCAGAUUUUGGCUUUUCCAAAUAUGGUCCAGCCAACCAAGAACACUCGAUUCUUUUCUCUGAUCCCAAAGGCACUCUUGGUUAUUGUGAUCCAGUUUUUAUAGAAACAUCGUUUUAUAAAAAAGAAUCCGAUGUCUACUCUUUCGGAGUGGUGCUAUUUGAAGUUUUGUGUUCAAGGCUUUGUGUUGAUUAUAAAUAUGAUGAUAUGCGAAGAUCCCUACCUGCGUUUGUGAAGAACUCCUCUAAAGAGAAAAUCAGGGAUGCAGUUAUCGAUGUUAAUCUACUGCGACAAAUGGAAGAAAAUUCUUUUGAUACCUUCAUAACACUCGCGCAUAAAUGCUUGGAAAGAGAGCAGAAAGAACGUCCAUCUAUGGAGUUGAUCGUGAAGAAGAUUGAAACUGCACUCAAAUAUCAGGAACAAAAAGAAGUCGUAUUUUCAGAUAAUGUGAAGUCCACAUCAUCGUCAACGGCAUAUGCAGUAAAAUUGGAGAAGCCAGAUCUACUUCCUCAAAAGGAAGAAGUUGGGAGAAAUCAAUUAGAGGAAAAUCUUGAUGAUGAGAUCAAAAAGUGGUCAAGCGGAAAAGAAGGGAAUUUGCGUGCACUGCUUUCAACACUACAUGAGAUUCUUGAACCUGAAAGUUGUUGGGAACCGGUUUCAUCGACAGAUAUGAUCGACUCUGAUGCUGUACGAAAAAGCUAUAAGAAAGCUAUUUAUCUUAUCCGUCCUAACAAGCUGACACAGCGAGAGGCGAGCACUAGGGAAAAGUAUAUAUGUAGUAAGGUUAUCGAAAUGUUAAAGGUGGGUCUAGUGAGUUUCAAAUCUGAAGAGAGGGCUAUUAAAGAAAAACAAAUAUCUGAAGAGCGAAAUCAGCUUCGUAUUCUAGGCGAACAACAUGAUGAUGAUAUCAAAAGGUGGUCAAAGGGAAGAGAACGGUGUUUGGGUGAUCUACUCUCAAACCUACAAUAUAUCCUUGGACCCGAAAGUGGUUGGGAACCGGUCUCCCUGUCAGGUCUGUGGAGCACUGCAGAUACACAUGAAGAGUACCAUAAAUCUCUUAUUUUAACCGAUCCUGACACGCUGAACAACCGAGGGGCAAGCAGGAAGGAAAAGUAUAUAUAUGGAGAGGUUCGCAAAAUUUUAAAGAAUGGUUGGGAUUCGGCAGUUGCUGAAGACAAAUAGUAGCCUCAUACUCCAUACAUGUAAGAGGUUCUUGGUCGUUCUUGAAGCGCAUUUUAACGAGCUGAAUUUAACUAAUAAAUUCUUGGGUUAAAAGUUUAAUAAAUGUGGUAUUGGGCCCAUAUAGGUAGAAUUUUCAAGGCUCAUAUAGGCUGGUCUAUACCAUCUUGAGUGAUUUUUGCUUCGUUGAUUUGCAUGGUACAAAUGUGCAAUUAGUAGUUUUUCAACAUUCCCUGACGUAACCAAGUUUAAUUUCCUCUGUAAGGUAAAAAUGUAAGUUUCAUGGAAGAAUU
Lactuca saligna is the source of this 2026-nucleotide messenger RNA. The record is from the annotation of a GenBank genome assembly. Lineage: Eukaryota; Viridiplantae; Streptophyta; Magnoliopsida; Asterales; Asteraceae.